GAGAACCCACGGGGAGACCCACAGACACAUAGACACGGGAGAGACAGAGGAGGAGAGAGACAGAAACAAAGGCACAGCGCAAGGAGGCAGAGACAGAAAGGACAGGCACAGAGACGAAGCCAGACACAGUCUUACAUAGGGAGAGGCCAGAGAAGCUGCAGAAGACACAGGCAGGCAGACAAAGAUCCUGGAGUUUGGAGGAGCCAGACCACUGGAGACCUCCCCUCAGCCUAGCGGCCAAGUUUUCUCCAUCUCUUCCGAAGGUCCCCAGCCCCUCUGAAAACUUUGCCUCUGACCCGAGCAGGAGUCUGAGCCCCGCAGGCUGCAGAGAAGGAGCGUUCUAAAACCAGGUUUUGGAGGGCUGGGUGCCCCAGACACCUCACUCCCUCCCAACUGCAGCACUAGAGCCAUGUCCUGGAUGGGGCUUCCCAGGAGAGGCUUGGAGGGCCGCUGGUCUUGGGGAGUCCAACCCCGCUUGCUGCUCCCCACCGUGCCCCUCUCCGGGCUGGGGCGGCUGCUGCUGCUGGCCUCCCUCCUGCACUCAGCCCGGCCGGCCAGCCCCCUCCCCCGGGAGGAGGAGAUCGUGUUUCCAGAGAAGCUCAACAGCAGCAUCCUGCCUGGCUCGGGCACCCCUGCCAGGCUGGUGUACCGCUUGCCGGCCUUUGGGGAGACGCUACUACUAGAGCUGGAGCAGGACCCCGGCGUGCGGGUCGAGGGGCUGACGGUGCAGUACUUGGGCCAGGCGCCCGAGCUGCUGGGCGGAGCCGAGCCAGGCACCUACCUGACCGGCACCAUCAACGGAGACCCGGAGUCAGUGGCAUCUCUGCACUGGGAUGGGGGAGCCCUGUUAGGGGUGCUGCAAUACCGGGGUUCUGAACUCCACCUCCAGCCCUUGGAAGGGGGCACCCCUAACUCUGCUGGGGGGCCUGGGGCUCACGUCCUACGACGGAAGCUUCCUGCCAGUGGCCAGGGCCCCAUGUGCAACGUCAAGGCUCCUGCAGGGAGCCCCGGCCCCAGCCGCCGAAGAGCCAAGCGCUUCGCUUCACUGAGUAGAUUCGUGGAGACCCUCGUGGUGGCAGAUGACAAGAUGGCGGCAUUUCACGGGGCAGGGCUAAAACGCUAUCUGCUGACAGUUAUGGCAGCAGCUGCCAAGGCCUUCAAGCACCCAAGCAUCCGCAACCCUGUCAGCUUGGUGGUGACUCGGUUAGUGAUACUGGGGCCAGGCGAGGAGGGGCCCCAGGUGGGACCCAAUGCCGCCCAGACCCUGCGCAGCUUCUGUGCCUGGCAGCGAGGCCUCAACACCCCUGAAGACUCAGACCCUGACCACUUUGACACAGCCAUUCUGUUUACCCGUCAGGACCUGUGCGGGGUCUCCACUUGCGACACUCUGGGUAUGGCUGACGUGGGCACUGUGUGUGACCCGGCUCGGAGCUGUGCCAUCGUGGAGGAUGAUGGGCUCCAGUCGGCCUUCACUGCUGCCCAUGAACUAGGCCACGUCUUCAACAUGCUCCAUGACAACUCGAAGCCGUGUGUGGGUCUGAAUGGGCCUGGGAGCACUUCGCGCCAUGUGAUGGCUCCUGUAAUGGCCCAUGUGGACCCCGAGGAGCCCUGGUCCCCCUGCAGUGCCCGCUUCAUCACUGACUUCCUGGACAAUGGCUAUGGGCACUGUCUCUUAGACAAGCCAGAAGCUCCUCUGCAUCUACCUGCGACUUUCCCAGGCAAGGACUAUGAUGCUGACCGCCAGUGCCAGCUGACCUUCGGGCCCGACUCACACCAUUGUCCACAGCUGCCGCCACCCUGUGCUGCCCUCUGGUGCUCCGGCCACCUCAAUGGCCAUGCCAUGUGCCAGACCAAGCAUUCACCCUGGGCUGAUGGCACCCCCUGCGGGCCGGCUCAGGCCUGCAUGGGUGGCCGCUGCCUCCACAUGGACCAGCUCCAGGACUUCAAUAUCCCUCAGGCUGGUGGCUGGGGUCCCUGGGGGCCAUGGGGUGACUGUUCUCGGAGCUGUGGAGGUGGUGUCCAGUUCUCCUCCCGGGACUGCACGCGACCCAUCCCCCGAAACGGUGGCAAGUACUGUGAGGGACGCCGCACUCGCUUCCGUUCCUGCAGCACUCAGGACUGCCCAACUGGUUCAGCACUGACCUUCCGCGAGGAGCAGUGUGCUGCCUACAACCACCGCACUGACCUCUUCAAGAGCUUCCCAGGGCCCAUGGACUGGGUCCCUCGCUACACAGGGGUGGCUGCCCGGGACCAGUGCAAGCUCACCUGCCAGGCCCGGGCCCUGGGCUACUACUACGUGCUGGAGCCACGGGUGGUAGACGGGACACCUUGUUCCCCAGGCAGCUCUUCAGUCUGUGUCCAGGGCCGCUGUAUCCAUGCCGGCUGUGACCGCAUCAUUGGCUCCAAAAAGAAGUUUGACAAGUGCAUGGUGUGUGGUGGGGAUGGCUCUGGCUGCACCAAGCAAUCUGGCUCCUUCAGAAAAUUCAGGUACGGCUACAACAAUGUGGUCACUAUCCCCGCGGGGGCCACCCACAUCCUUGUCCGGCAGCAGGGGAACCCUGGCCUCCGGAGCAUCUACCUGGCCUUGAAGCUCGCAGACGACUCCUAUGCCCUCAAUGGCGAAUACACGCUGAUGCCCUCCCCCACAGACGUGGUGCUGCCUGGGGCAGUCAGCCUGCGGUACAGCGGGGCCACUGCAGCCUCAGAGACACUGUCAGGCCAUGGGCCGCUGACCCAGCCCUUGACGCUGCAGGCCCUGGUGGCUGGCAACCCCCAGAACGUACGCCUCCGUUACAGCUUCUUCGUGCCCCGGCCGGCCCCUCCAACAGCACGCUCCACUCCCCAGGACUGGCUGCAGCGCAAGGCCCAGAUCCUGGAGAUCCUCCGGAGGCGCAACUGGGUGGGCAGAAAAUAACCUCACCAUUCCGGUUGCCCUUUCUGGGCACCGGUGCCUCAGACUCAGCUGCGUGGAAGAGGGGCUCCUAC
Messenger RNA from Trichechus manatus latirostris (Florida manatee), 2985 nucleotides. It is a transcript of the gene ADAMTS4, whose product is annotated as ADAM metallopeptidase with thrombospondin type 1 motif 4. The coding region runs from base 410 to 2914 and encodes 834 amino acids. Gene Ontology annotation, cellular component: extracellular matrix. Gene Ontology annotation, biological process: proteolysis; extracellular matrix organization. Lineage: Eukaryota; Metazoa; Chordata; Mammalia; Sirenia; Trichechidae. The record is from RefSeq and is a predicted model, not a curated record. The transcript has 9 exons. Gene Ontology annotation, molecular function: metalloendopeptidase activity.